AUGCAAGAAAAGGAACGGCAAAGAAAUAACGAAAGCAAUUCCAAUUCAUCAACUCUUGAAAAGAGAAAAUCGGCCAAAUCUCUUUCUCGUGCCUCAGUAUCUUCCUUGUCGACCUCAUCGAUGGAUGCGUCAAGCACCUCUCAUUUAGUGCCAGCAAUCAAUUUAACAACUGUCCUAUCGGUAACGAGCACUCCGAGUGAUUCAAUUCCAACCAUGACCCCUCGAUCUUCCAUGAUUUACAACACUAUGCAAGGAGGAGACGAUACAUUAACCGAUGAUACCUACGACACCGAAGAUAUGGUUGUCGAUUUAACAAGCGAUGACGAUGCCGUGUCAACUUCCUUCGAAGAAAUUACCAAAUUUGGAAAAGGUGUGAAAAUUUUGAAACUCAUCCAAAGGUAUCGAGUUAUUGAAAUCAUCUUUUGCACGUUUUGGAUCAUACUUUGGUUUAUUCUGGUAUCAAUUGCAAUUUUUGGAGUGGCUACAGAUACCAUAGGAGUUAUUUUCCCAAAAUGGAGUUUAAUUCGAGGAUAUUGUUCAGGUAAUGCCUAUGCAAAUGUCAUCUCCUUUGCAAUCAUAUUCUUUUCAGUGACGUUUGUCAUUGCAAUGAUUUCAUGGUUUUUCGAUUUGGGUGUUUCCUUAUUCAAGUAUUUCAAAAGAAGAAAAGCAGACCAAAACAACUCGUUGAAAACUCCCAACUUUUUGUUUUAUCACUUUAUAGAGACAGACCCAUUCGUAUACAGAACAGAAUUUCUCAUGAAUAUGACUUUUACUGUCAUUGGCGUUGUAGUUUCAUUGAUCUUUUGGAACUCUCUUACAUUUACAGCAUCUCUUAUUGUGGAUCUUUGUUUUACUUUAUUUGUACAAUGUUUUGGAGGUAAUUUGGCAAAUCCAGGUGCCACAGUGUUGCGUGCCUUGUAUAAUUAUGUGAAAACAAAUUCGACCAAGAGAAAACAAAAGGAUCAUGAAGGUCAACAAGAAUCUUCGAAACCAACAGCGAUUAAGAAUUUGAAAGAAUUAGUGAAUGCCCCUUCCUCAUCGGACUGUUUGAAUUAUAUCAUUGCUCAUCCAAAGGAAAGAGAAUUGUUUUAUAGUCAUCUCAAAGAGGAAUUUUCUUCUGAAAAUUUAUUGUUCACAGAGGCAUUGAUGAGCUUGAAAAAGAUUAGUGACAGGUUCAUGAGAAGAAAAAUGCUGAAAUUGAAAGAAAUUGUGAAAUUGUACUUGUCCGAAGCAGAGUCUGUGUUUGAAGUGAAUCUUCCAAGUGUGCUUGUGAGAAAUCAAUUGAAACCAUAUUUUACAAUGAGCAAAUUUAUGGAUGAACAGAACAUGUCGGCCAAUGAUUUGCCGAAAACGGUAAAGGACGUGGCCACUCAAAUGUUUCCCAAUGUAUCGCAAGAAGUGGAAACAAAGGUGAGAGAUGCUUAUUCUGAGAUUUGUCACCCACAAUUCUUGAGUGGUGUCCAAACAGAGGUUUACAAGAACUUGUUGGACUCUUAUUUCCGAUUCAUAGGCUCCAGAAAAUGGUUGAAUUAUGUGAAGGAAUUUGAUGUGUAA
Messenger RNA from Naegleria fowleri, 1554 nucleotides. RefSeq lists its product as uncharacterized. Lineage: Eukaryota; Heterolobosea; Eutetramitea; Acrasida; Naegleriidae. The coding region runs from base 1 to 1554 and encodes 517 amino acids. The record is from RefSeq and is a predicted model, not a curated record. The transcript has a single exon.